Aspergillus uvarum CBS 121591 is the source of this 3012-nucleotide messenger RNA. RefSeq names its product non-ribosomal peptide synthetase. The record is from RefSeq and is a predicted model, not a curated record. Gene Ontology annotation, molecular function: phosphopantetheine binding. NCBI's taxonomy places the organism in Eukaryota, Fungi, Ascomycota, Eurotiomycetes, Eurotiales, Aspergillaceae. Bases 1 to 3012 code for a protein of 1003 amino acids. The transcript is spliced from 3 exons.
AUGGGUUCAGAAGCUACUCCGGGCCGGCUCCUACACCAGGUGGUGGAUGAGUUAGCAGAAACUCGGCCAGACGAACUGUUCUGCAUCCAUCCAGUUUCGAUAAACUCAGCAGAUGGUUGGCGAAACAUCUCCUGCCAGGAUCUAGCCCACGCUGUCAAUCGCGUUGCUUUCUGGAUUGACCAGCAGCUGGGCGAUAGGGCCAAGAAGAAGCGACAUCAGUUGCGACAGAUGCUGGACAAAGUCAAGAGCAAUCGCUCAGAGGGGUUCCAGAAAUGGAAUAUGCCGUCACUCUGGGAAGUCUUCCAGGAUGCACCCAGCGACAACUACCCUUACAAGCACGAGCACGAUUUCGCCGCCGUCGAGGAUAUAACCCCGAUCAUCAUGCAUAGUUCUGGAACAACGGGAAAACCCAAGGUUAUCAACGUACCGCACGGUUAUCUCGCCGCUCUUGAGAAUAUCCAGACCAUCCCUGUGCCGAAGGGACGAAAGCUCGCUCAAGGUCAUCUGCGAGCGACUGGGAAAUUAAGAUUUCACUAUGGCCCUAUGUUCCAUUUCCUCGGCCUUGUCUGCAUCACAGAGUGUAUCUACUUUAGGGCACCAUUUGUCCUCGCACCUGACCGCCCAUUGGACCCUGAUCUGUUUGCACAGAUCGUGUCUGCCCAUCACCCCAAACGGACAUUGCUAGCUGCACCUGUACUUGAAGACCUCGGAGGACAGGAGAGCGGCCGGGAAGCACUUUCGCAAUUUGAGUACGUGGGUUACGGCGGCGCGCCAAUGUCACAAUCCGCCGGGAAACAAUUGUCAUCGCUCGCACGUCUACAGACUAUGCUUGGGAGUACCGAGACGGGAUGGACGCCCGCCUUGCUCUGCGAGGAUCCAGACGAUUGGGAUUAUCUCGAAUGGGUUCCCGCCUUUGGGGCGCGGAUGGACGAAGUCGAGAAAGGACUCUUUGAGCUGGUGAUACCCAGGCCUGAGUCACGCAAAUACCACGGAAUCUUUUAUUCCUAUCCGGAUCUGUCUGAGUACCGCACGGGCGAUCUUCUCACGCCUCAUCCAACGAAAUCCGGUCUUUGGCAUUUCAGCGGCAGAGGCGACGACAUAAUUGUCAUGGGCAACGGAGAGAAAUUCAAUCCUAUCGAAGCUGAAAAGAUUCUCGAGAGCCACAAGCUGAUCAGGCGCGCGGCGGUCUUUGCCCAGGACCGCCAUCAAGCCGCGUUGCUUCUGGAACCCCAGUGGGAUGAUCUUCCUAAGGACUGGACUGAGGAAUGGCUCCGACAGCAGCUUGAGUCACUUCUGGAUGAGGCUAAUGAGGCACUUCCGGCUUAUGCACGGAUUUUCGACACCCACAUAGCUCUAACGUCUUGCGAUAAACCAUUCGCUCGGUCCCCCAAGGGGUCAUUGCGCCGUCGCGAGAUCGCAAAUGAUUACAAGUCCGUGCUGGACUCAAUGUAUGAGCCUGAAGACUCAAACGGUUCUAACGCGCACGAUACCAAUGAUGGAGCAUAUCCUGAGGGCUCGGAUCGGGACGCGUUCCAGGAAUGGCUCUUACAAGUAUUCUCCCGACGACUCCGUUUGAAGGACGUUGGUGAAACUGAUGACCUAGUCGAUAGCGGGAUCGACUCACUGCAGGUGACUGAAUUGUCGAGGAUGUUGCAGCAUGCAUCGAAGAAACUACACCCUUCUGGGAAAACUCUGACUUGGUCAAGCAACGAAAUAUACCAAGCAGGCUCCGUCCAAGCUCUUGCCGACAGACUUAGUCGACAUGUUGGCGAUGACAAGUCUAGCAAAAGCAAUCCAGAUUCUCAAUGGACGCGAACUGAUCGGCUUGUCCAUUCUAUUUGGAAUCACUCUCAACACCUUGGCCACGGCGGUAUAACGGUAGUGCUAACGGGCUCGACGGGUGAUCUUGGGAGUCGCCUGCUCCAUCAGUUGUUGCAGAAUCCGUCGGUCGGAGAUAUAUAUUGUCUCAACCGUAGCGCGGAUGCAGCUGAUCGACAGGUGAAUAGCUUCCAGGAAAGGGGCUUGUCAGAUGGGUGGGUUACAGAAACCUCACGGGUUCACUUCUGGCAGGUCAGCCUAGGCGAUGACAUGCUGGGGCUAACACCUGCUCAAUAUCGUCAUCUGCGGGACACAGCGGACGUCUACAUCCACAACGCCUGGCCCGUCGAUUUCCAUAAACCCUUGAAAGCCUUCGAGAGUCCUAUGCUUACGGGGCUGCGACGCCUUCUGAGCCUGGUUGAGGAGUCCCCUCGCCGGGCUCACCUGCACUAUAUGUCAUCUGUGUCGACGGUCGGGUCAUGGCAAGCGUCACAUGGAUCAACAAUUCCUGAAACACUGCAUGACGCCUCCGUGGUGCAAGAACUGGGGUACGCUGAGUCGAAAUACGUCGCCGAGUCACUUUGCGAAAUCGCAGCCCAGCGCAGCAACCUUCCUAUCAGCAUCCACCGUAUCGGCCAGUUGGGCGGUCCGUCAUCCCCCAAAGGAGGAAUGUGGACCUCGCGGGACUGGUUUCCGGCGAUGGUCUGCUCAUCAAUCACCAUCGGCCAGCUUCCAGAUUCUUUGGGAACAAUGAAGGUUAAUUGGAUCCCGAUUGACCUAGCUGCUCAAGCUAUUGUGCAGAUCGUUCAAUGCCGCUAUGAGAAGCAGGGUCUUACCGGCCUCAAGGUGUACCACAUUGUCAACCCUGAGCCAAAAGAUUGGGAGUUGUUUGCUCCCUUGGUGGCUAAGGCGUGUAAAGCUACGGUGGUUUCGCUGGAAGAAUGGAUCAAUGCUUUGCAACAAAUCUCGGAUGAUACGAGUCGUGAACGUCUCGAAGGUCUGCCGGCUGUUCCAUUGCUGGGGUUUUUCCGGAGUCUGCUGGAUCAGCAGGGUGCCAAUGCCGCACCUCUUGAAACGACAAACGCCAUUGCUCAGAGUACAGUCAUGAGCAAGAUCGGGCCUGUCGAUAUUGAGCUGUUCAAGACGUGGUUGCAACAGUGGAAAGAACGUUGGCUUUCGGAUCUUGAUAUCUGA